Molecule: messenger RNA, 464 nt
Organism: Caenorhabditis elegans
Lineage: Eukaryota; Metazoa; Nematoda; Chromadorea; Rhabditida; Rhabditidae
Source: the annotation of a RefSeq genome assembly
AAAUCGAGAAAAUCAAAGAAAAGGAUCCUUCAAAACGACGGAAUAGGAAAAAGAUGCCAAAAAUCAGAUAUUUCGUCCCGACGCAACUUCGCCGGCUUCGACGAGGAAUCCUGCAGCGAGGGACACGAUUAUGAGCUGUUAAAGAGUGUCGCCGGCACCGACUCCGAACGAGAAAAGCUCCGACGACCGCAAACGAGAGCCGAAGGAAUCCGGAAAGCGAAGACCGAAUUACGAUCAACGACACAAGAUUGGAACUUCCUGCCCCACUCUUGAAGGGCACGCCGAUUUCGAGGUUUUCGGAUGGAGAAAGGCCGGAAUUUUUUAUAAUUUUAAUUAUUUUCCAUGUUUUUCCCCAAUUUUGUUCCACUCCUCAUUGUAACUAGCUUUUUGUUGUUCUCCUAAUUUCUUUUUAGUUUUUUAAAACUAUUUUUUUGUCUUGUUGUAUCAUAAAUAUUAUUUGUUAA